Messenger RNA from Vespula pensylvanica (western yellowjacket), 2228 nucleotides. RefSeq names its product STAM-binding protein-like A. Lineage: Eukaryota; Metazoa; Arthropoda; Insecta; Hymenoptera; Vespidae. The transcript has 9 exons. Gene Ontology annotation, molecular function: protein binding; K63-linked deubiquitinase activity; metal-dependent deubiquitinase activity. Gene Ontology annotation, cellular component: membrane; endosome. Gene Ontology annotation, biological process: protein K63-linked deubiquitination. The record is from RefSeq and is a predicted model, not a curated record. The coding region runs from base 523 to 1758 and encodes 411 amino acids.
GUCGUUAUAUUCGUCAUUCGAUCUUCUGUUAUCAACAGCGCUAUUAUUUGUUCUUAUCCAUGUAUUGUCGGUAACGUAGAACGUAAUGUUUUAAUGAUAAAGGAGAAAAAAAUAAGUUUGUUGCGCGCGCUUGUCAGAUCUAUAUUAUAUUUUUUCUAUGCUCUUUGAUAACAGACGCUGCUAUAUCAUUCAAUUUAUCUGAAUUUAUUAGAGAGUUUACGUAUUUCUUUAAUCGUGUCAAACGCUUAUCUUACUAAUUAUAUCUUUCAGAUCUUUUCAUCGAUAUAAUGAACGUCAUCGUUUCUAAAUAUUUUUAUUUCGAUUUAUUAGACGAUUAUAUUCUAUAGCAGUUGUUUCAUAUAGUUAUCUUGUCCUUAUAAAUAUAUUCGUAUAUAAUUCAUUCUUUUUUUUUUUUCUUUUCCCUAUAAUUUCGUUCUAUGAUCACAUUCCUUUAGCAUACGUAUUUCUAUACGUAGAUCGUACACCUGAUACGUUUUUUUAAAUUAACGUAACCUUUUUAAAAUGGAGAGGAAUAAAUCAGAAAGUAAGCAUACAGCACAGUCUCUGUAUAAAGCGGAGGGAAUAUUGGAUCCGGAAACACGUUUGAAAAUACUCUCUGAGAAAGCUUCUAGAGUGAAAAUAAAUCACAACAUUCCACCUCAUAGAUAUUAUCGUUCUGGAAUACAAAUGAUCACACAAGCUGAUGUAUAUGUCAAUGAGGGCAACUAUGAAGAAGCAUAUCAUUUAUAUCUAAAGUUUAUAACGCUUUUUGUAGAAAAAAUGCAGCAUCAUCAGAUGUAUCAUAUGGUAACAGCAAAAGAUAAAGCGAUGAAUAAGCAAAAAUUGCGGGAAGUUAUUCCAAAAGCAGAGGAAUUAAAGAAACAAUUAUUGAAACAGUAUCAAGCUUUAUUAGAUAAAUAUUUGGAAGAUGUGAAAAAAGCUGAAAAAGCAGAUGCAGAGAGAUUAAAACAAGAAGAAGAGCAGAGAUUAAAAGAAGAAGAGGAAAGAAAAAACAAAUUAGCAGCAUUAGAAGCUGUGAAAGCUGCUAAGAUCGCUGCAAGUACGUUAGUGGUGACAACUGAUGAUACAAGAUCCGUAAAGUUGCCCACGCCAAGUCUUAAGCCACCGACAAGUUUAUCCAUAACUAGUAGACCUCAAUCUUUAAAGGAUAAUAUACCUACGGUGGAUCGUUCAACAAAGCCUACCAUACUUUUGGGUGAUAGUGGCCAAUUACGUGAUAUUGUUUUGCCUAGCAAACUGAUAGAAAAUUUCCUUGCGCUAGCAUUUAGUAACACAACAAAUAAUAAAGAAACAUGUGGCAUACUAACAGGAAAAUUGGAACAAAAUAAAUUGUUGAUCACUCAUUUAUUAAUUCCACAACAAACAGGUUCUCCUGAUUCCUGUUUAACACUCAAUGAAGAGGAUAUUUUUGAUUUUCAAGAUCAUCAUAAUUUGAUUACUCUUGGAUGGAUACAUACGCAUCCUACUCAAACAGCUUUUCUAUCUAGUGUGGAUCUUCACACUCAUUGUUCUUAUCAACUUAUGAUGGCAGAGGCAAUUGCUAUUGUUUGUGCACCCAAAUAUGAUGAGACAGCUUUCUUUAUUUUGACUCCAGAAUAUGGUCUAGAUUAUAUAGCUAAUUGCAGAGAGACCGGUUUUCAUCCUCAUCCAACAGAGCCUGCGCUUUAUAUGAAAGCAAAACAUUGUAAGCUAAAUCCAAAUGCACCUGUGGAAGUAAUAGAUUUAAGAAGAAAAUGACAUCUUUGAACUGUUUAGAAUCAAAUUUAACGUAUACAAAUACGUUUUGAUAAAUUCCUGCAAGAUUACAAAUUGCAUUAUCUUAAAGAUCGUGUGUAUCUAGGUGAUUGAUAUACAGACAGCUUUCAAUGUGAAGAAGUAUUGAACACUGACUUCUUAACUAUCUCUGAAAUAUUAUCGCUCUACUUUGAGCAUUAAAUAUACAAAAUUAAUAGAUAUUUUUCACUGUAAACUAUAAAAUGAAUAUUAUGAAAUUUUAGCCAGUUUAAAAAGUGCAUUUAUAUAUAGAGCAUUAACAAUAAUAUCCAAAUUGAACAAGUAAUAUCUUCAAAUAACUUUGCUGUAGUAAAAAAUGAAUUUAAAUUUUAUAUGAAUAUUGUUCUCUCCGUAUAAAGCUUUAUCUAUAUAUACACAUAAGUUUACUGUGCCUUUGAAAAAAAAAUAAUGGUGUUCAUAGUGCUUCAUAUUAA